Molecule: messenger RNA, 1872 nt
Organism: Perca flavescens (yellow perch)
Lineage: Eukaryota; Metazoa; Chordata; Actinopteri; Perciformes; Percidae
Gene: prdm12a
Product: PR domain containing 12a
Exons: 5
Coding region: 134-1333 (399 amino acids)
Biological process (GO): neurogenesis; regulation of gene expression
Cellular component (GO): nucleus
Molecular function (GO): histone methyltransferase binding
Source: RefSeq, a predicted model, not a curated record
GACAGUUUGGAGCAGAAGGACGCACUGAGGAGCAGCUCUGGGUGUCCACCUCUUCCUCUACUCUUUUAUCGCUCCACUUGCAGCUGUUAUCAUUUCAGGGUUUUCUUUUUUUUUUUUUUUUUUCAUUUGCGACAUGGGCUCCGUGCUACCCGCCGACGCUUUGGCUCUCAAGUCUGGAUUUAAGUGUCCGAGCCGCUCGCUGUCAGACGUGAUCACCUCGGACAUCCUGCACAGCUUCCUGUACGGCAGGUGGAGGAACGUGCUGGGCGAACACCUGGCGGAGGAGCGCCAGAGCGGCAGCAGCCCCAAGACCGCCUUCACCGCCGAGGUGCUGGCUCAGUCCUUCGCCGGAGAGGUGCAGAAGCUGUCCAGCCUGGUGCUGCCCAGCGAAGUGAUCAUCGCUCAGAGCUCGGUCCCUGGAGAAGGACUGGGCAUCUUCUCAAAGACCUGGAUCAAAGCAGGAACCGAGAUGGGCCCUUUCACAGGCAGAGUCCUGUCCCCUGAACACGUGGACCUGCUCAAGAAUAACAACCUCAUGUGGGAGGUGUUCAAUGAAGACGGCACGGUGCGCUACUUCAUCGAUGCCAGCCAGGAGGACCAACGCAGCUGGAUGACUUACAUAAAGUGCGCCCGGAACGAGCAGGAGCAAAACCUGGAGGUGGUGCAGAUCGGCAGCAGCAUCUUCUACAAGGCGGUGGAGACCAUCCCACCAGACCAGGAGCUUCUUGUCUGGUAUGGAAACACCCACAACACAUUCCUGGGAAUCCCUGGAGUUCCGGGAAUAGAUGAAGAACACCUGAAGAAAAGCAGGAAUGAAACAAAACAUGCAGCUACACAUCAGCAGCCCCCAUUUGAGACCAACUUAAUCUCAUCUCCCUCCUCUUUGUUUCGUCUCCCAGAUGACCCCCACCCCUGUGACGGCCCUUCCUCUUGCUCCCCACCCGCCUCCACCACCACAGCCGGUCGGAUGCGCUGCGUCAUCUGCCACCGCGGCUUCAACUCCCGCAGCAACCUGCGCUCCCACAUGCGCAUCCACACUCUGGACAAGCCCUUCGUCUGCCGCUUCUGCAACCGCCGUUUCAGCCAGUCGUCCACGCUCCGAAACCACGUGCGCCUGCACACCGGCGAGCGGCCCUACAAGUGUCACGUCUGUCAGAGCGCCUACUCCCAGCUGGCGGGCCUGAGGGCGCACCAGAAGAGCGCGCGGCACAAACCGGUGGCGCACGCCGCCGACGUGUCAUCCAAAGUGUCCCCUCCUCCCCCACAGAUGGCGGCCAUGUCCCACCAGCACCAGAGGACCCUGGUGCACCACAUCCCCACCAUGGUGCUAUGAUGACAGAAACACGGAGGGACAGUCACGCUGAACAACGUUGCACUUUAGAUUAUAGCUGUAGUGGAGAAGUAAAGCAGAUGACACAGGCCGUCACUGAGGAAAUACAUGGGCUGAUGUCACAGUAAAGCAUCUCACAAAAACAAUUGAAUACGUUGCCUUAUUUUUAUUGCUUGUUUCCUUGUGAUCAAAAUUCCAGCAGAAAUAUGUUUUAAUGAUUGUCUGUAUUUUGGAAAGCUGAAAUAGCCUAUGCUAAAAAACGAUUAAAGAUUAUACAAAUAAGUUGUUAUUAUCUGUGUAAUCUUUGAACCAAGUGUCAUAUAUAUCACUAUAAAUGUGAAACAAAACAGAUGUUUUCUACAUUUUUACAGUGUUUAUUUUGCAUCACAUCAGGUCAGAGAUGUGUACAGUAAGUAGAAACUAAGGGACGUGACCACCAGUGUACAUUGUUACAGCUGCAUCCUUCCACACUGUAAACUGAAAUUGUCACUUUAACAUUGCACAUACCGUAUGCUAUACUGUUGUGUAAUUGUAAAAUUGUA